GCAGUCGCAGCCGCGCAUGGCGAAGAUCUAGCAUCAGUCCUUCUUCCCAACAAGGCUGAUGUCAUUGUCCGCAAGGCAGGAGGAGGGAGCAACCUCCAGUUUAUAUUCAUCAAUUCGGAGUGCCUUUUUGUCCAGCUAGAUGGCAAGGCCGAUAUGGGCGUGGGAGAGCUCAUGCCGACUCUUUUGGCUUUGUGGAAGGUAGGAGCGGAAGCUAUGUUGCCCUCUGUGGUGAUACAGAGGCCAGUGGCAAAAUUUAUCUUUGGCGGGGCCAAUGUAAUGGCACCUGGCAUCCACUCCGUCUUGCCUUGCAAAGGUGAAGUGGCAAGAGAGGGCCGCCUUGUCGCAGUGCGCGCUGAAGGCAAUCCAGGGGCUGCUGCAGUAGGAAGACUUCGAAUGCCAGCAGCCUCUUUGCCGGGACCGAAGGGUGAAGCAGUGGAGGUCCUGCACUACUUUGGCGAUGCCUUUUGGGAGGCCAUGGGCAGCCCGCGGCCUGCUGGAUUCGUAGGCGAUCAAAUCCAUUCAACGUCCGACACGGCAGAUGCUAUUUCGGCACAGCCGGACGAAGCCGAAACAGCUGCGGCUGCAGAGGCUGAGGCCCCUGGUGAAGAUCAGAGCAAAGCGACCGAAAGCGCCAUGGUCAAGGAUUUAGAAGAGUGCCUAUUGCAGGCUCUGAAAGUUCGGAUCAAAGACCGUGAUUUGCCACUUGCUGGCAAUGCGUUGUACGCACAACACAUGAGACCAUGCAGGAGGGCUGGAUCCAACAUCGAUGUCAAGGCAAGCUCCUUCAAGAAGUUGAGUACCUUCCUCUCGCAUGCUGAGGAAAAGGGUUGGCUUGCCUUGAAGAAGAACUCUGCGGAUCCAGUGGUCACAAGGAUCUUCCGCGAUCACCCAGAUUUGGUGGGCUGGAAGCCAUGGCCAAAGCAUGUGACAGCAGAGGCAGAAGAAGGAGAAGGUCAAGAAUCUUCUGCCCCCUCGGCCUCUAUCCAGAUCGAGCUGGUCUGGAAAGUUGGCAAGCUGCCGCUUCUAGAGGCAUUGAAACUGGAAGCUCCUCAAGAUGGCUGCUGGACACGCGAUGAAUGCACCGCAGCACUCAAGUCUUAUGUGGAUAGCCGCGAGCUAUGGUUGAAGAACAACCGCAAGCGCAUUGGCAUGGAUGCGCUGCUUACUAGUUUUUUGGCAUUCGAGGAGGCUCCAUCAGCAUCCUUCUCUUUGGAGAGCCUCUCUGACCUCUUGCUGAGGACCUUGCCUGCAUGCCACAGGGUGACUGCGCCGAAAGGUGGCGCAGCUGGCGGUUUCAAACAAUAUGUCCGACCAGGAAAGCCACCCACCGUGCAGGUACGAACAGACACUCGGCGAGGACACCAUGUUACAUUGAUCCACGGCCUGGAGGUGUGCUGCGGAUGUCUGCAGAUUUGGCAUGUCGCGUCGUGA
Effrenium voratum is the source of this 1431-nucleotide messenger RNA. Lineage: Eukaryota; Dinophyceae; Suessiales; Symbiodiniaceae. The record is from the annotation of a GenBank genome assembly.